AAGUUUGUAACGUUUAAUAAAAUCUGUGCCGAGAAUACGUGUUUUCACAUUCGCAAUUAGAAAUGUCGACGCAAAAUCAGGGUGUAGACCGUAAUCAAUUCUCAAUCGACUCAGCAUACAUAUUUAUCACUGCAUCUACCCCUAUUCACAACGAAAAAAUAUCCGUUUUUUGCUCAGCGACAGAAAAUCACUGCCUGAAAACUUCUUAUACCGCAAAAUAUCUCAAUUCAUUUGCGAGUUUACAGCGUCUGUUACAUAGUAGCGGUUCAUAGCGUUCGCAUUGCUAGGUCUAUACACACACGGCUAUUAGAACUUUUAUGCGUGUUCACCUAACAGCUCAUAGUAACAACAAAUCGCAUCACUUCGCAAAAUCCUCACGAACAUGUCGUUCAUCUAUUCUAGCUGAUGCAACAGACGCGGGUUAUCAAAUCCGAAUUGUCGCGACCGUUCAGUAGAUUCUGCACUCGCGACAACGGCAAUCGCACAGGAUGAAGAGCUAAUACAAAUGAUUACUGUAUUGCGGGUAGAUCAGUCUUGCAAAAGAAAUCAAUUCCAAAGUUACAGUCACAAUCCUUCAACUUCCAUAUUUAUCGAAAAAUAUAUCAUUCCACGCUGUGUGUAAAAUUUGUGAGUGCAAACGAAUAGUGGUGAAGUAAUAAUUAUGUCAAGCAGCAAACGAGUUGUUCUAACUAUGCAACAACGUUUGGACAUUUUAGAAGAUUUGAAAACAUUUUCUAUUGCAAGUGCCGCGAAAAAACAUAAAGUGCAUUACACCACCAUUCGACGCAUAUUAGAAAGAGCUCCAGAAAUUUUAAAAUUCGCGGAAAAAGAUAAGAAGGAGAAACGUCGACAAAAAAUAAGAAAACCAUUGUACGAGGAAUUGGAACAACAACUGCUUAUAUGGUACACAGAAAGGAGAGCUACAGGCAACUUCGUAUCCGAUGCGCUGUUUCUAGAAAAGGCAGUUGAAUUAAAGGAACAAAUAGGAACGAGUACACAUUUUAAAGCCAGUGCAGGGUGGCUUGCAAAGUUUAAAAGACGCCACGGAAUAAGACUAGUCCACGUGUACGGAGAACAAGCCAGUGCCGAUAAAAAUGCAGCUAACAAAUUCAUAAGUUAUUUCAGGAAAUUCUUGAACGAACAAAAUAUUGAUUUAGACAAUGUAUAUAACAUGGACGAUAGUAAACUAUUGUGGAAGGCAUUGCCAGCGAAAAUCUUUGUGGGAAAAAAUGAAAUGUGCGCAAGCGGACAAAAAAUGAGAAACGAAAGAAUAACUGUGAGGUUUUGUACAAACGUAACUGGGAUGCACAAAAUGAUGCCCCUUGUUAUCAAUAAAUACAAAAACCCACGAACGUUGCAAAAUAUUGAACUGCCAAUCAUUUUUAAAAAUGAGCCAAAUGCACAGACAGACCCAUCAUUGUUUGUUGAUUGGUUUGAAAAUUAUUUUAAGAAAGCAGUGCGGACAUUUCAACUACAGAAAGGAUUGCAUGGUAAAAUUGUAUUACUAAUUGAUAAUUGUUCAAAUUAUAUAUUUCCACCAACCUACACACACGACGAUUAUUUUCAAAUAAUAUAUUUACCGCCGAAUACAAAAGCCUUGAUUCAGCCAAUGGUUCAAGGAAUAAUAGAAAAAACUAAAAGAUGUUUCCGACAUAAAUUAAUGCAGUACGUAAUUCGAAAUGAAAAUGGAAUCCAAGAUUUUGAUAAGAAAUACACAAUCAAGGAUUGUAUCAAAAUAAUUAAUGACGCGUGGAAUGAAAUAACGCAAAACGAUAUAAAAAAUGCGUGGAAAAAAAUUAUUGCACCACAUCAAAUGGAAAUUGAAAUAGCAGCAGAAGAAGAGGAAAAAGGAGACAUCAUAUCAGAAAUGCGACAAAUUUGCACGCAUUUCUCUGAACAAAAUAUAACAAUAAAAGAUAUUGUGGACUAUUUAUCUACGUGUACGGCAGAGGAAAAUACAUAUUCAAAAAACGAUGAAGAAACUAUCGAAGAGAGGAGCCAGGACGAACACGAAAGUAUGGAGAUAGAAAUAAAUGAACACAUAAAACAGGAAAGGGACAAAGAACAUAAUGAAGAAGGGGAUGAACACGAAGAACGAUUUCAUGAAGUUGAAUUUACGCAAGAAGAGAGAAAAAGAAUAGAGAAUGCGUUUGAAUGUUUGGAAGAAUUUAAAAAUCGUUAUUCCCUUUCAACACAAUUCAUUUUAAAAGGGCUAAAAUUAUCAAUUUUAGGUAACGUUCAACAAUAAAUUCGUGAUGAAUACUAUGCAUUGAGAGAAAAAAGAAGCGUAUUCAUAUAACAGUUAACGAUUUAUACAUACCUCGACA
Molecule: messenger RNA, 2327 nt
Organism: Megachile rotundata (alfalfa leafcutting bee)
Lineage: Eukaryota; Metazoa; Arthropoda; Insecta; Hymenoptera; Megachilidae
Product: jerky protein homolog-like
Source: RefSeq, a predicted model, not a curated record